Messenger RNA from Drosophila elegans, 1186 nucleotides. RefSeq names its product deoxyhypusine hydroxylase (gene nero). The record is from RefSeq and is a predicted model, not a curated record. The coding region runs from base 158 to 1066 and encodes 302 amino acids. Lineage: Eukaryota; Metazoa; Arthropoda; Insecta; Diptera; Drosophilidae. The transcript has a single exon. Gene Ontology annotation, molecular function: deoxyhypusine monooxygenase activity. Gene Ontology annotation, biological process: peptidyl-hypusine biosynthetic process.
UUGACUUCUUUCUUGUUAAAAUUAAAAAAAUGUUUUUUGACUGAAACGUUAAUUUGUGGCAACCCUAAACGCAACAAGCUGUGUUGGCUAACGCUCUGCAGCACUUUCCCCACGCGGGUUCAGUUUUACUUUAUUUAUAAAUCCGCAACCCAUCAAAAUGGUCUCCCAGCAGCAGAUCGAGGCCAUCGGAGGAGUCCUGAACAACAAGGAUCGCCCGCUAAAGGAGCGUUUUCGGGCUUUGUUUACCCUGAAGAAUAUAGGAGGGGGAACGGCAAUCGAGGCGAUCAGCAAAGCCUUUGACGAUGAAUCAGCGCUGCUCAAACACGAACUGGCCUAUUGUUUAGGCCAGAUGCAGGAUGCCAAAGCUCUAAACAUCCUUACCAAGAUCCUGAAGGACACCGCUCAGGAGCCGAUGGUGCGCCACGAGGCAGCUGAGGCCAUGGGAGCCAUUGGGCACCCCGAUGUGCUGCCCAUUCUGGAGGAGUACAAAUUGGAUCCGGUGGUGGAGGUGGCCGAAACGUGUGCCAUCGCUCUGGACCGAGUCCGCUGGCUGCAGAGUGGCCAGAAGGUGGACGACAGCAAUCCCUACGCUUCCGUGGACCCUUCACCGCCAACGGCGGGCGACAUGAGCGUCGCCGAACUAAAAAGCAUCUACCUGGAUGCCCAGCAGAGCCUGUUCGAUCGCUACAGGGCUAUGUUCAGCCUUCGCAAUCUGCGCACCGAGGAUAGUGUCUUGGCCAUCGCCGAAGGACUGAAGGACUCCUCUGCCCUGUUCCGCCACGAGGUGGCCUUCGUCCUCGGCCAGCUGCAGGAGCCCUGCAGCAUUCCCUAUCUCCAGGAGAACCUGGAGAAUCGCCUGGAGAACGAAAUGGUGCGCCACGAGUGUGCCGAGGCUCUGGGCGCCAUUGCCACAGAGGAUUGCAUCAAGAUCUUGAAUCGCUAUGCGGAGGACGACAAACGCGUGGUCAAGGAGAGCUGCGUCAUCGCCUUGGACAUGUGCGAGUACGAGAACAGCCCGGAGUUUCAGUACGCCGAUGGGCUGACCAAAUUGGACGGGACCAAAUGAUUUACGCAGCCCAUUUGCAUCCACCAACUGUAUAUAUUAUUUGUAAACAUGCAUUGUUUUUCACAUAUUGUGAUUGCACGGAUCUAAUCUUAUCUGGACAUAAAAAAAAUUGAAACGUGA